AUGUCUCACGCAUUGCUUCUCCGACUGUUCUUAUCCCCCUUCUUCUCCAUUUCCAUCGCCAUGCAGUACCUCAAGACAUACCCGGACAAUAUAGGAAUAUCACAUUAUCUCUGUUGGAGGAUGAAGAGAAUGCCACCCGAUGAAGUCGAAUUUUAUUGGCCCCAAAUCUGCCACCUGCUGCUCACAUACCCCACUUCAUCCAAUGCCCUCGAAUCCUUCAUCAUCCAGCGCGCUGAAGAAAGCACCCAUUCAGCCAUGCUCACAUUCUGGUUCAUGCAAGCUGCACUCCGCGACCUCACCCCCACCCGUCAAGCAAACCCCAUCCCAUUCGCCAUAUGCCAACGUAUCCUCCACCGCUGCCAUUCCAUCAUCUUUGGCGACCCACCCGAACCCUCUCGCUCGCCUUACCGGUCACUGCCCCAGGCUUCUUCGGCUCUUGCCUUGGGGCAGGCGCCUUUGGGAAGUGGGGGUCUGAGUGACAGCAGUGCGAGAAAAGGAGCAGAACAUGGCAGAGUGAACCCUCAUAUUCCAGCUGCGCUUGUCGGAAUGGGUGUGGUGCUUGCUGGUACACCAGGAAUGCCCGCGAUGGUCGACCUGGUGGGUGACUGGGCUGUAACACAGGGGAGGAGACCGAUAGAUGAUUCGACCGGCGGGAGGAACCGAGUAGAGGUGGACACUGAGGGAGGCGUAGAUGUGCAGCCUGACAAGCUCGGGCGGAGAAUACAGAUCAAAGAGAAGGAAGAUAGCGAUGGGUCGGACGAGGAAGAUCCUGCUCCUGAAAAGGGUCAGAGACCAAAGGUCUUCGACCUCGGCUACAACGCAUCUACUACGCAGCUUCCCCAUCCAGCGCAAACUGCACCUGAUCUCUACUCCCCACCGCGAACGCCUGAACCCGAGCCAGAGAUAGUCGAAGACAAAUUCACUGCCAGGCUCAAACGAAAAGGCUCAGAUCCUUUCGGCCAGAUGCAACCUCAACAAAGUCCCGGUUCAAGCGACACUCCCCCCAAGUCCGCCCACCAGCCAUUCUACUCUGUUCCCGAACUGCUCGUCUCGCGUUCCCCUAAUGGUGGGGUGAAUGGAAGAUACACGGGAGAUCGUCCCCCUUCAGCGGAAGCCAUCUUGGCUGCCUACAAUCUGGAGGCGCAAAAGCAGCUGCUGAGAAGUCAUUACUGCAGGAGUGAAGUUAGAUUCUUGCUCCUGCUGGAGGACAUUAGCAACAGACUUUUGGUGAUUCCCAAGCCCGCGCGUGUCAGCGCUUUGAGGGCCGAGUUGACCAGUUUGAAUCACAAUCUCCCUGCCGAGGUUUGCAUGCCUCUGUGGUGUACUGCUGAUCAUUCUCACGAGCAAGAAGCACCGUCCAAUUCUUCCCAAAAACCCCGCACUUUCCGUGAACGCAUUUCCGGCAAAGGUCACUCUCGCGUUGUCCGCAUCUCUCCAGGCGACUCUGUCGUUCUCAACUCUGCCGAACGUGCGCCGUACCUCUUGCAUGUUGAGAUUCUUGAAGGCGACCUCGACUUUGACCCGACCAAGCGCGAGAAUAGAGAGUUGUUGAAGAAGAUUGUGGUGCAGGAAGAUAUGAAGAGGCGGAAGAAAGCGGGGCUUGGUGGAGGAAAAGACGUGUACGGGCUGGGGCAUGGGUUGAAGGGCACGAUACAUGGGCAGGAUGGGUUCGGCUCGUUGAUGCCAAGCUCAAUCCCUGCUGAGCCCCCUUCUCCCAACCCAGCCCCUCAACAACCAAAGUCGAAACCUCCCAUCUCUCCAUCGACACCACGCAAAAACGUCAACGUAGCAGAAGUGGAGGAGGUAGACCUGGUGGAGCAGAUGUACGGCGCCAAGCUGUCAGUACACGACGAGCUGCCUGACUUGACCGAGACCAUCCCUCUACCAAGCGGCCCGAAAAACAAGCAGCUGGAUCUGCAAGCGUGGGAGCGCGGGUCGCCCGUGAGCACACCUGGGGUUGGCCAAGGGUACAACUAUGGCUCCGCCUCCGCAGUCGGCUCGCCUUCACCACAGUCCAGCCAGGUGGUGCCCUCUAUCAGCUCGCCCAUCCCUGCUGGUCCUUCUGGUCCUUCUGCGCCUUCCACUCCUGGAUCACAUCCCAUGACCACCGUCGGUCGUCCUCAGUCACCGAAAAAGGCAAUCUCGCUUGAAGACUACUCUGAGCGUAUGCGUACAGCAGCAGUGAUGCUCGCGCAACUAAACGCAUCUCUGAUCGAAGCGAGUGUCGAGAACCAGGGUUCAUCGUCUUCUUGGAUUCCUGGUACAGGCUGGAUUUCCCGGAAAGACAAGUCGCAAUUACCACCCGAUGGCAGCGGAGCGAACGGAAAAGAGCCCGCACCAGGUUCUACUGGGGGCAAGCUCAAGCUUGCUGCCAUCCAGGCGGCUGCAAUCAAACAGCGUAUCAUGGAAGAGAUGAUGGCGCUCGAGGAAGAGCGCGUAGAGCGGAUGACGGAUCGCCCACAAGGGGUAGAGAUCACUGAGGGCGGAGACCAAGGCGGCAACGGGUCAGGAGGGACAGCGGAGGAUGAAGGAAUUGUGAGAAGGGAGUUGAACAAGGCCGAUCCGUCGGCGGCAGUCUUCAAGGAGAGCUGGACGGCGAAAAAGAGUAGGAUUAGAGCAGCCAGUCCAUGGGGACAUCUGGUCAACUGGGAUGUGAUUUCGGUGAUUGUGAAGACUGGUGCCGACUUGAGGCAGGAACAGCUUGCGACACAACUCAUCAAACAGUUCGCCAGGAUCUGGAAGGAAGAAAAUUGUGAAUGCUGGUCAAGAUUCUUCAGAAUAUUGAUUACAGGAGAGACAUCUGGGCUGGUCGAGACAGUCACAGAUGCCGUCUCUGUGCAUUCUAUCAAAAAAGGAGAGUAUGCCAAACGGGUGGCAGAGGGUGGAGCUAUCGGACAUGUGUCACUCAUGGAUUACUACGUCAAUACCUAUGGCAAGCCCGACUCUGGCCGAUUCGCCCGCGCUCAACGCAAUUUCAUCCGCUCUCUGGCCGGAUACUCCAUCAUAACCUACCUCCUCCAGAUCAAGGAUCGUCACAACGGUAACAUCCUGGUCGAUCAGGAUGGGCAUCUGAUACACAUUGAUUUCGGGUUUAUGCUGAGCAACUCUCCCGGAAAUAUGGGCUUUGAGGCGGCGCCUUUCAAGAUGCCACUUGAAUAUGUCGAUAUCAUGGGUGGUUUGGAUAGCCCUGGAUAUGCGUAUUUCAGAAAGCUGUUCAAGCAAGGUUUCGAGGCUGCGAGGAAACACUCUGAUAGUCUGAUCAGUAAGUCUAGCUCGAGUGCGACUGUGAGGUACAAUGCUGAUGUUCGCUCAGCUAUCGUGGAACUCAUGCAGAGAAACUCCAGGCUCGACUGUUUCGUCCUGUUUGGCGAGCAGACUUCAGCGCACUUCCGCGAACGGUUCCAGCUUGGUCUCACGACCCAGGCUGUGGACGCAUAUGUGGAUAGACUCAUUGUCUCUUCCACGGGAAGCAACUACACGAGACUGUAUGAUACUUUCCAGUACUACUCGUGA
Molecule: messenger RNA, 3513 nt
Organism: Cryptococcus wingfieldii CBS 7118
Lineage: Eukaryota; Fungi; Basidiomycota; Tremellomycetes; Tremellales; Cryptococcaceae
Product: atypical/PI4K protein kinase
Exons: 10
Coding region: 1-3513 (1170 amino acids)
Biological process (GO): phosphatidylinositol-mediated signaling; phosphatidylinositol phosphate biosynthetic process
Cellular component (GO): membrane; cytoplasm
Molecular function (GO): 1-phosphatidylinositol 4-kinase activity
Source: RefSeq, a predicted model, not a curated record